AUGACUUCAGUUAGAAUCGUACUGCUGUUGCUUGCGAGUGCUGUUGAAAUAUCACCCCAGUGCACACCUGUUUGUGAGUCAUAUCAUUUCUCGACCUUCCCUACAGUGAUCGAAGACGGCAUCACGCACUCCUUCGAUCUAUCUACAAAUGGUUCUUGGCUUCAACCCUUGAACAGUGAAAUACACAAUAUGUCUUUAUUCACCUUGGGUUGCGAGGGGAUUGCUGAGAGCAUCUGCAGACUGUACAUUGAGGGUAAUGUUGAUGGCAAUUUCACAGGAAAUUUCACUUGCAAUGAACUACACAGCGUAAGGGGAGAAAAAGUUAUAUUGGCGCUGGAAAUGGAGUCACAGGAGAAUGGAAGCUACUCUUGCUUGAUGCUCAUAGAAUCUUUUGUGUUUGAAUCAACAUCCAACGUGAGUCACCUUAGCGUGAGACGUGCAUUUGGGAAUACUUGCAUUGUUGUAAUAGAGGGCUGCUUUCCACCUUGCUGUGGUAGUACAGGAACUAUAACUCGUGUUACAUUUGGGCAAUUUCGAUACUGGCCGGACGGAAUAGAACAAUGCUACAAAAUUAAUAUAAGCAUGGCAGAAGGUGAUGCUAUCGCUAUAUACGACGACAAUUUACUACCUUCUGUGACGGUUAGGGUGACAGGUGAGCAAAAUUCUCACAUAAAUCUCUCACUGAUGAAUAGUGAUUUGGAUAAUCUUCAAUAUUGCUUCAAAACAUGCACCAAAACAAUUGACAUUGGUCGUGACCUUACUACACUAAAUUAUACCAAAGGUUGUUUCAGUGUCAAUGUCACACUAGUAUUCCCGAAACCCAUGGAUCUUCAAACGAUGCUGACAUCAUACAGACCUUAUUUCACAUACUGCAUGGAAAAGAUCUCAGACAAUGAAAUGCAUAUAGAAUGUGUUGGUUUCAAUCCAGAAGACAAAAACUUCCAUGAAAAAAUAGUUCUUGAAAUCUCUCAUAGUGGUGAUUGUGAAGCAGAUUACAGUUUGAAGUUUGGAACAUCUGAAACAGUGCCCUGUAUGGACAAGAGAUGUCAGAAAGUAGAGUCAUUUAAUAUAAAGCUCUGUCUGACAUUGUGCAUUGAUAAUGUUGCAGUCAACGAUGAUGCUGUGCCCUUGUGUGAGAAUGUUGCCAAAUAUUCUCUUCAGAGUUCAUUCCUUACCAGCGACAAUGUAACGGUUGUUCUGGAAGUUCUAGAAGCUCUGGCUAAUGUAUCUGGACCAAAGCAUAUAGCUGCAGUAAAUAGCAUCAUGAAUGAGCUUCUUAGUGAGCUACAAAAGGAACAAAACAUUCAUCUUAUCUCCGAGGAGACUGGAGACGCAUUGCUGAAUGCUCUUGACAAUGUACUCAGAGAUUCCAUUGCUAAUAAUUCCGCUGCUAAAGUUGAAUUUGCACCUUUCCUGCUUGAUAACCUGGAAACAGUUGUGAGGGUUGUUGCAAUGGCCCUAAAACAGGAGGUUUUUUCAUCAAGUUAUGAGUACACGGGAAAGAAUGCAAUUGUGUACGCAUCCAUUUCACUGAUCAGUAAUGAAGGGGACCACCUUUUCCCAAACCCAGGGGAAAAUGUUGGCAUGAGUGCUGUGAGAAUGAAGAUACCUAUGGAACUCUUAUGCACAUCGGCACUAGAUGAGGAACAGUCAGAUUGUGAAGCUGUGGUUGGGUCCGUCAUUACUAAAAACCUUCCACAGUUCUUGGAUGAGUUUCGCUCUCCGAAUGAAAAGUUUGUAAACAGCCUUCUUUUGUCUACGCUGAUUGAUUCAAGUGUAGACUUUAGGCACCGUAUAAUGCAGGAACCUAUUGCCAUCUCUUUUACACCAACACCACUGAAUUCAAAUUUCUCAAACGAAACUUGUGUUUUCUGGGAUCCAGUCAAAAAAAAAUGGUCAUCAGAAGGGGUAUACACAUCUGGCAGUGCUCAACAAAACGGAGAGACAAUAUGCAUAACCACUCACCUAACUAGUUUUGCAGUCCUGGUCAAUCCAAAGUCUUCUGAAACUGCGGUUGAAAUCAAGGCACUAGGAAUAGUGAGCUACAUUGGGUGUGCUAUUUCUUUAGCUUGUCUCUUAGCAUCCCUGCUGAUAUUCUUGGCUCUUGGAAAAAAACUGAACAAAGGAGUUCUCCUAUAUAUUCACAUAAAUUUCAGUAUAUCACUGUCCUUGGCUCUAACAGUGUUUGUUGUUGGAAUUGAAUCUGCAACAUCUCAUCAUUGGAUGUGUACAGCGAUCGCAGCACUGCUGCACUACCUGUUUCUCUCUGUGUUUUGUUGGAUGUUGGCAGAGGGCAUUAUGCUGUAUAUGUUGGUGGUUAGAGUGUUUGGCAGUGUAGCUGAAAAGUGGCACUACCUCCUACUGCUUGGUUGGGGUUUGCCUCUGCCAGUAGUUGCCAUAUCUCUAGGCAUUCGAUACGACGACUAUGGUACUGAAACAUAUUGCUGGCUAUCAAAUUCAAAAGGAACUUUUUGGGCAUUCCUUGGACCUAUAAUUCUCAUUAUUGGGAUCAACUGCGUCAUCUUAGUUGUGACUGUGGGAAGUAUGAUUCGAAGUAGAAGAAAAUUUCUUGGCAACAAAGACAGCAAGAACUGGAGACUCGCAAUAACUGCAGUGAAAAGUACAUUCAUCCUACUGCCUCUACUGGGGUUAGCAUGGAUAAUCGGCCCCUUUACCUUGUUGAAUAACACUGGGAUGCUCUCUUGGAUAUUUGCAAUCUUAAACUCAUUGCAGGGGGUUUUCUUCUUCAUUCUUCAUGUUCUACGUAAUGAUAAGGUGUAUGACACCAUUAAGAAGUGUCUGAGAUGUAUCCCUGCAACUGUAAUGGAGAAGCCAUACAAUCUCAGAGGAUUGUCUUCUAACAUUACGCUUGCAUCUGCUGAGUCGGUGGCGACUGCAAGUACUAGUGAAGGAAUUAGUCAGUUGGAUUGUGAGAGGGUUGCAAGUCUACCAUUCAAUAUCAGGAUAUACCAGAGAAAGACUAGUGAAGGAAGUGCAACAUCAUUAGGUCAUCCGACAAUUUCAGUAUUCGAUAACUGAUGCUCAAAUUACAGGUUUAAUUUAGUACCUGCACUU
Messenger RNA from Geodia barretti, 3075 nucleotides. NCBI's taxonomy places the organism in Eukaryota, Metazoa, Porifera, Demospongiae, Tetractinellida, Geodiidae. The record is from the annotation of a GenBank genome assembly.